Messenger RNA from Gadus morhua (Atlantic cod), 1713 nucleotides. RefSeq names its product G protein-coupled receptor 82 (gene gpr82). NCBI's taxonomy places the organism in Eukaryota, Metazoa, Chordata, Actinopteri, Gadiformes, Gadidae. Gene Ontology annotation, biological process: G protein-coupled receptor signaling pathway. The record is from RefSeq and is a predicted model, not a curated record. Gene Ontology annotation, molecular function: G protein-coupled receptor activity. The coding region runs from base 145 to 1356 and encodes 403 amino acids. Gene Ontology annotation, cellular component: membrane. The transcript has 4 exons.
AUGACCGUAUCAGAAUGAGAUCAGGAAACUUAAUUUACCACAAGGAAGCGACACCUCGCAGACUGUCUAAAUAUGUGUUCGUAGUCUAAUAGUACGGAAACAGAACAGAAGGGUGCUCAAAGGAGAGCUGCUAAGGUCGGAGCGAUGGAGAACACGCGCCCCCCGAAUCACAUAUCCCCAUCAGCCUCGCCGCCGCCGCCGCCGCUCGGCCUCUGCCCCGGCUCUGCCACCCUCAUUGCCCUGCCCUGCCUCUACAGCAUCCUCUUCCUCACCGGGUUGCCCGGCAACACGUUGGCCCUGUGGGUGUUCCUGCGGCGCAUCUCCGACCGCGCCCCCACCCAGGUGUACCUGAGCCACCUGAGCGCGUCCAACCUGCUGGUCUCCCUGACCGCGCCCUUUAUGGCCGUGUACUACGUCCAGGCGGCCACCCGGCCCGCCGCCAGCCUCCUGUGUCAGCUGGUGCUGCACGGGGCCACGCCAAUGCUCCACGUCAACAUCCAGCUCAGCGUGGGCCUCCUUACCUGGGUGGCCCUCAGCCGCCUGGCCGCCCUCACCCGGUGCACGCCCGGCCACUUUGCCCAGCGCUGGUGGCCUGCCUUCUUGGACCGUCUGAGGAGGGCUUCCUUUGCCCGGAGGGUGUGCGUGGGUGCGUGGGUGCUGGUGGUCGGGGCCACCACUUUUGUGACCCUGUAUUACUCCCUGACGGAGACCCGGAGCGGUCGCGGCCCGGAGCCCGGUCGGGGAGGAGGGGCGAACCACAGCCGUGUGUCAGGCGAUAAGGAGGAAGAGGAAGUUGCGCUGUGUUUCAGCCCAGCCACAGAGCUGGGUGGAGUUCUGUCCAAAGUCGGCCAAGUGAUCACUAUCACGCUGUUCUUUGCGUGUUUCCUGCUGGUGCUGCUGUGCUACGUGCUGCUGUUGGAUCACGUCAGACGUGCGCGACGCAACAUCCAAAUGGCCUCCACCCAGGGCCUGCUUCGAAGGGUGUUCCGCAACAUCAUGGUCAUCAAGAUGGUGCUAAUCUUUUGCUUGCUACCGUACAAUGUCUACAAGGCCAUUUUCAUCUCCCUGGUCAUUGAUCAAGGUCUUUAUUCCUACAGCGCUAGUCAAAAGACCCAGCACUGCCAUCCAUUCUCCAGCCUUAUUGAGAUCAAGAAUCUCCUUCUACUUUUGGCCAUCAUGCGGGGAUCCUUGGAUCCUGUGAUCUAUUUCCUGUUGGACAAGAGUUUCCGGAAACAAACAUUUAUUCUCCUGGGGCUAAAGACUCAGACCACCACGCCCCAGGACGGGAGAGCUGCUCAGCUGCCUGGGCUGGCCGAGCUGGGUACAGACACUCCAUCCGCAGACAACAUGCUGUAAGCCUGUGAGUGCUUUAUAAGCUUGUGGUUCUUCCCACUAGUCCAUGGACAUUUCUGUGCAAUUGUAAUGUAUUUUUGGUAACAGUCGAUUGUAACUUUUCUAUGUUACAUUUAACAUGAAUGAAGGCCUGUUAUCUGUAGGGUUACAUUACUGUGUCUGCCUGUAUACAUGCCUGUGUCUGCCUGUAUACUGUAUAUAAGUUUGCCACGGACUUUGCGAUCCAUGAAAAUCAUUGUUUUUGUGUAUGUUUGAGAAACUGAUUCAAUGCACGGGACCAAAAUUGACCAAAUAAUAGAAAAUAUGUUUUAAAAAUAUAGCAUUUUCUUCUAACUUCAAUACACACUGCAGAAAGCUUAU